GCGGUGUUGCUUUACGGCAGCGCCAGGCCGCGGGAUCCGCCGGGAUGAAGCAGAAAAGGAAACAUGGGAAAGGGCAGCCGAGCCAGGCGGAGCUGAUGGUGAUGAGCAUCGCGGAGAUCAUCCGGCAGCUGCUGGAGGCGCACGAGCAGGGCCGGGACGUGGAUCUCAACAAGCUGAAGACCAGGACCGCGGCCAGGUUCGGGCUGUCGGCGCAGCCGCGCCUCGUGGACAUCAUCGCGGCCGUGCCGCCGCAGUUCCGGAAGGUUCUGCUGCCCAAGCUCAAGGCCAAGCCCAUCAGGACGGCCAGUGGGAUCGCCGUGGUGGCCGUGAUGUGCAAACCCCACCGGUGCCCCCACAUCAACUUCACAGGCAACAUCUGCGUGUACUGCCCGGGGGGCCCUGACUCUGAUUUUGAAUAUUCCACCCAGUCCUACACAGGAUAUGAGCCGACAUCCAUGAGGGCCAUCCGGGCUCGCUACGACCCCUUCCUGCAGACGAGGCACAGAGUGGAGCAGCUGAAGCAGCUGGGCCACAGCGUGGACAAAGUGGAAUUCAUCGUGAUGGGUGGCACCUUCAUGGCCCUGCCCGAGGCCUACCGCGAUUAUUUCAUCAGGAGCCUGCACGACGCCCUCUCGGGCCACACUUCCAACAACGUGGCCGAGGCUGUCAGGUACUCGGAGCGGAGCCGCAGCCGCUGCGUGGGGAUCACCAUCGAGACGCGGCCGGACUACUGCCUGCGGCCCCACCUGGGCGCCAUGCUGGCCUACGGCUGCACCCGCCUGGAGAUCGGCGUGCAGAGCGUCUACGAGGACGUGGCCCGCGACACCAACAGGGGUCACACGGUGAGGGCUGUCUGUGAGUCCUUCCACCUGGCCAAGGACGCGGGGUUCAAGGUGGUGGCGCACAUGAUGCCGGACCUGCCCAACGUGGGGCUGGAAAGGGACCUGGAGCAGUUCUUUGAGUUUUUUGAGAACCCCGCGUUCCGCCCCGACGGGCUGAAGCUGUACCCCACGCUGGUGAUCCGCGGCACGGGGCUCUACGAGCUCUGGAAGACGGGGAGGUACCGCAGCUACCCCCCCAGCACCCUGGUGGACCUGGUGGCCCGGAUCCUGGCCCUGGUGCCGCCCUGGACGCGCGUCUACCGCGUCCAGAGGGAUAUCCCAAUGCCCCUGGUGAGUUCUGGGGUGGAGCACGGCAACCUGCGGGAGCUCGCCCUGGCCAGGAUGAAGGACCUUGGCACUGAGUGCCGCGACGUGAGGACGCGGGAGGUGGGGAUCCAGGAGAUCCACCACAAGCUCCGCCCCUACCAGGUGGAGCUGGUCCGCCGGGACUACGUGGCCAACGGGGGCUGGGAGACGUUCCUGUCCUACGAGGACCCGGAGCGGGACAUCCUGGUGGGGCUGCUGCGCCUGCGCCGCUGCUCCGCGCUCGCCUUCCGCCCCGAGCUGCGCGCCGGCGCCUCCGUGGUGCGCGAGCUGCACGUCUACGGCAGCGCCGUGCCCGUCAGCAGCCGCGACCCCGCCAAGUUCCAGCACCAGGGCUUUGGAAUGCUGCUGAUGGAGGAGGCGGAGCGGAUCGCCCGGGAGGAGCACGGGGCGCGGAAAAUCGCCGUCAUUUCAGGUGUCGGCACCAGGGAUUACUACAGGAAGAUCGGCUACGAGCUGGAGGGGCCCUACAUGGUGAAGUGGCUGGAAUGAUGGUCCUGGAGAGCCUCAUCCUGAAAUCCUGAAAUCCUGAAGCCCAGGAUUUCCCUCUGCCAGAGCCCACGGCUGCCAAGAGCUCCAGAGUUGGACUCGAUGAUCCUGGAGGUCCCUCCUCAUUCCAUGAUUUUGGGAAAUGGGACAUCGUCUCCUCUGGAGGAGCAGCUCUGGGACGUUCCAGGUGUCUCAUCAUCUGGGUUUAUCCUGCUGCAUCCUCGGGAUGAAUUUCAGGAUUUUGGGGUGUCCUGGUGGGAAAAACGCCUUUUUUCUGCUGCUGUCAGCUUUUCCUGGUUCAUGGGGCGCGUCUCUCGGGAAUAAAUUCCGUGUUUAUUUAUUCA
Passer domesticus (house sparrow) is the source of this 2038-nucleotide messenger RNA. RefSeq names its product elongator acetyltransferase complex subunit 3 (gene ELP3). Gene Ontology annotation, cellular component: elongator holoenzyme complex; nucleus; cytoplasm. Gene Ontology annotation, biological process: tRNA wobble base 5-methoxycarbonylmethyl-2-thiouridinylation. NCBI's taxonomy places the organism in Eukaryota, Metazoa, Chordata, Aves, Passeriformes, Passeridae. The record is from RefSeq and is a predicted model, not a curated record. The coding region runs from base 45 to 1697 and encodes 550 amino acids. The transcript has 15 exons. Gene Ontology annotation, molecular function: acyltransferase activity, transferring groups other than amino-acyl groups; iron-sulfur cluster binding.